GACAUGCUGGCAUUCAAAACGCACAGAAGGACCGAGCACUCAUAGGGGAAGGACGAUAAGAUAAACUCUGAAAUCAGUUUGGACCAGAAUAUGGCUGAGGUGAUUUACACCAUGCCCAACAUGAUGACCAAGGCCAGGAACACACAUGGAGAGAGAGAGGAGAGGAUAGGGGACAUCUACGCUACCAUUGAGAGCCUCAGAGAUCAACACCAGGACUAUGUGGGGACAGAGGAGUCCUCCAAUACUCUGGGAACAGUAAGAAGUCAGCAGCUGGACCCUGUGAGCCCUCCUAGGUGUCAGAUCAGAGGUGUGGUGGUGCUUCUGGUCCUGCUGACUGUUGUCCUGCUGGCUGGACUGGUUGGGUUGGCAGUGCAACACAAGACCAUAAGCAUGAAGGUGGAGCAACUUCUCCAAAGGCUGAAGAAUGUGACCGAGCAGAGAGACUUACUGACCCUUUGUAACCAGGACUGUCCACGUUAUUGGGAUAAGUUUGGUUGUAAAUGUUAUUCCAGACAGCAGGGAUCCUGGAAAAAGAGCAGGGAGCUCUGUGUUUCCGACGGAGCCGAUCUGGUGGUUGUGGACAGUGAAAAGGAGAUGGACUUCAUCAACAGGUACGGCGGGACCAUCUGGCUCGGAGCGACAGAUGAGGCCAGUGAUGGGUUGUGGAGAUGGGUUGAUGGGACCGUCCUGUCAGCGGAUAACCCCUCCUGGGGAAGAGGGAAACCUGAUGGUGGCAGGGAGAAGAACUGCUUAUUAAAUGAGCACAACAGUACCAUCUGGCUCGGAGUGACAGAUAAGGCCUGUGAAGCCAUCAACUGGGGGCUUUGUGAAUAUAAUUUAAUGAAAUGAUGGAUGAAAACAUUUCUUUGUCUGACAGAUUUGUUUAUUUGACUAUUUUUAUAUCUUAAUGCCAACAGACAUUUGUUGUUUUGUUUCAUACUUGUUGAGUUCUGCCAUUCGAUAAGAGCUGUGAUUGCCAGCAAGGUUUUAUUUCCUUAAAAGGAGAUGACAUGAAGACUUCCCUGGUCACUGAAGGAGCUGUACAUAGAUGCUGCUCUUGUUACAUUAUUUCUUUCAAUGUUUCCACAGUUGCUCUCGGUGUUGGAGGCUGAGGUUAGGCGGUAAAGAGUCAUGACAGUCAUUGGCUGGUUUUCAGUUGCUGCAAACCACACUAGUUCUCUAUUUAGGGCUUCAUUUGCUGCCUUUGCCUUUGUCCCCUCAGCUUAUCAUUUAAUAAUUUUCCAUUGAAAUGUAUCUCGUCUUUGUCACCAUACAGUGAUCACUAUAAAACACUUGCAUAAAUUAUCUGUUGGUUCUACGGUGUUCAGAGAGAACAGUAGACUUGUGUCUUGGUGUCUGAAUGGGCUUGUAGGUCUGCACUUAGUUUUGCGUUACUUAAUGAACACUUUUGAAGGUACAUAUGCAUACAUGCAUUUUCACACAUACAGUAAUUUGUAAAUUGCAUUGAAUAUGUACAUUUUGUGUCCAUUCAGCUGUGUUUGCUGUAGUGAAUUGUACCUCUUAUUAAAGCAGCUCUUGAUUAA
This is a messenger RNA of Gadus macrocephalus (Pacific cod), 1544 nucleotides long. Its product is annotated as C-type lectin domain family 4 member C-like. Bases 91 to 849 code for a protein of 252 amino acids. The transcript has a single exon. NCBI's taxonomy places the organism in Eukaryota, Metazoa, Chordata, Actinopteri, Gadiformes, Gadidae. The record is from RefSeq and is a predicted model, not a curated record.